AUGCACUUGAAAGACCAAAGUGAGCUGUUCAGAGGCCUGCAAAAUAAAGAACAGAACGUGCUGCUGACACUGACCUCCUUUGUCAGUGAGGGGUUGCAGGUCUUGAAGCUUUUCAAAUCGUUGCACAGGACAAGACAAAAUGUUUUCAAAAAUGAUCCAAGAGCCCUGGAAGCUGCAAGACUUAAGAUAAAUGAAGAAUUCAAAAAUAAUAAAGAUGAGACUUCUUCUGAAAAAAUAGCUGAGCUUAUGAAAAUCGGUUCAGAUGUAGAAGUUGUACUCCGGACUUCUGUAAUUCAGGGUGUUCAUACAGGCGCUGACAAACUAUUGCUGAUACCAAGGAAAGAGCUGCUACUAGACAAUAUUCCUUUCUGCGACCCACCAACGCACAAGUUGUGAAUUGGAGGGAAUAAAGUUAGUUGUU
This is a messenger RNA of Euleptes europaea (tarantolino), 421 nucleotides long. It is a transcript of the gene LYRM7, whose product is annotated as LYR motif containing 7. The transcript is spliced from 5 exons. NCBI's taxonomy places the organism in Eukaryota, Metazoa, Chordata, Lepidosauria, Squamata, Sphaerodactylidae. The record is from RefSeq and is a predicted model, not a curated record. The coding region runs from base 1 to 396 and encodes 131 amino acids. Gene Ontology annotation, biological process: mitochondrial respiratory chain complex III assembly.